Messenger RNA from Siniperca chuatsi (mandarin fish), 1003 nucleotides. It is a transcript of the gene myl12.2, whose product is annotated as myosin, light chain 12, genome duplicate 2. Gene Ontology annotation, molecular function: calcium ion binding. The transcript has 4 exons. Lineage: Eukaryota; Metazoa; Chordata; Actinopteri; Centrarchiformes; Sinipercidae. Gene Ontology annotation, cellular component: cytoplasm. The coding region runs from base 183 to 701 and encodes 172 amino acids. The record is from RefSeq and is a predicted model, not a curated record.
GGAACAUUCCAGGCUGUUGGCUCCUUCCAGCUCGGCUGUGAUUGGUCAGUUUGGGAAAGAGGAAAUGAACCUUUGAUGGUUCCUCUUCAUCAUCCCUGUGGAUGCUGUGGCAGCGGUGUGCACAGACAUUUGGCAAUAACGCUUGAAUUCUCAAAGGAGGGGGGGACCUACCAACCGUCAACAUGUCGAGCAAACGGGCCAAGGGAAAGAACACCAAGAAGCGUCCUCAGCGUGCCACCUCCAAUGUGUUUGCUAUGUUUGACCAGUCUCAAAUUCAGGAGUUCAAGGAGGCCUUCAACAUGAUCGACCAAAACAGGGAUGGUUUUAUUGACAAAGAAGACCUUCAUGACAUGCUGGCCUCAUUAGGUAAGAACCCCACAGACGAGUACCUGGAGACAAUGAUGAACGAAGCCCCAGGCCCUAUCAACUUUACCAUGUUUCUGACCAUGUUCGGAGAGAAGCUGAACGGCACAGAUCCUGAGGAUGUGAUCCGUAAUGCUUUUGCCUGCUUUGACGAGGAGGGCACAGGUAUGAUCCAGGAGGAGUACCUGCGGGAGCUGCUCACUACGAUGGGUGACAGGUUUACAGAUGAAGAAGUGGACGAGCUCUUCCGAGAGGCGCCCAUUGACAAGAAAGGCAACUUCAACUAUGUAGCAUUCACACGCAUACUAAAGCACGGUGCAAAGGACAAAGAUGAUUAGUGACAGAAGCUGCCCUGGACAAGGUUUAUUCUGUAAAUCGUGUGCAUCUUUAAUGGGUUUCCACUUAGAACAGCUAUAUACUGUUAUUCGGCUCAUGACAAGCUUCACUGUGGUAUAGCUCACUGAAGGUCAUUUGUUUAAGCUGCUUGUUGGACCAUACCUCUGGACCCCCCUCCAGCUCAACCCUACUCUCAAAGCUCAUUUGCACAUCUGUGAAAACACCACUAAAGGAUCUGUUUAAGUUAGUAAAGAUGUAUGAAAUGACCCUCGUGGAUAAAGCUGGAAAUAAACUAAAACAAGGA